Molecule: messenger RNA, 1830 nt
Organism: Lolium perenne
Lineage: Eukaryota; Viridiplantae; Streptophyta; Magnoliopsida; Poales; Poaceae
Source: RefSeq, a predicted model, not a curated record
CACCCUGUUGCUCCUCCGCCGCGGCUAAAACCCCAAGCCCUAGCAUUGCCCCCCUCCAGCCCCCCCUUCGUCCGGAAGCAAUCACCGCUCGUGCCGCCCCUUUCGAAAUCAUGGCACACAUAGUUACAGAGUCCAAACACUCCCUCUACGAAUAUGACGGUCAGCGGCUGGUGCCUCUACCUGUCUAUCAAAUUGGACCAACCUGUGUACUUCACGCCAUAUCUUAUGGGGCCCAGAUGGCUUAUAGACUGAAGAUGUUCAAACUAUUUAGGAAGUCCAACCUUGUGUUCAACGUGUUGCACUUUCUCUAUCUGUAUGAACGAGAGAUGAUGGUUCGUAUGUUGUAUGACCGUAGUCGCAGGAUCAAAGGAGCAUUCAGGGUAAUCCAAGAAUUUGGGGUUGAGGUCCAGGAUCUUGGAGUAGAGUUACCGGGACGGCCUCACUUGAAGUUGCCUCAUUUCAAGCCAUUUCCUCCUACGAUGUAUACAUCAGCUGGUCUGCCCAUUCCUCCUCUCAAGUUCGAUGAUAUCUGCCGCAUGAUACAAAAGCAUGAAGUUGUCAUUGGCAGUUUUGCCACCGAACGGAUACACUUCAACAAGCUACGCGAAGAUGAGAUCUAUGACUUCCAACCACAGCCCGGUUCCAAUUUCGAUACUCAUUGUGUCUUGUUUGUUGAUUACGGGUAUCACGAGUCAAGACCAUAUUUGAAGUUCCUCAACUCACAAGGUCCAGAAUUUGGAGAUGCAGGUUGUGGUCGUGUCUACUUUGAUCGAAUCUUUCAGACAGAUGACGAGUUCUGCUUCCACACCAUGUCAUUUCAUGAUGAUCAAGCGUCCUGUUCUACAAGCUACUCUGAUGUUCCACCUUGUGGUUUACCGCCAGCUACUUCAGACUCAGCUGCAUCACAACAUCUUGAAAGCAGAAAUGUGGUAGAUUCAGAUCCCAGCACCAAUAGGAUAUUGAAAAUGACAGAAGAAGAUCAGAUAUUAGGGGUGGUGCGAUUCGUCGCCGAGCUCAUUUGGGAAGAUACAGAGCCCACUGUCAGCGAUGCAGAAAUCAACAAGGUCUGUGAUGACGCGCACCGGCAUGUCCUUGCUGGCCAGUGGCUAGACAUAGCCUCUCUCUUACUCAAGUCUACAGACUUUUUCUCCCUUGGUGUUGCUGAAGAAGAUGUCGAGGGAGUGUUAGCAGUUACCUGCAGCCUCGUCACCAAGGCCGCAUCUGAGGCCGAGAGCAUGAACAUUGCAAAGCUCAUCUGUGACAUGCUUGACCAGCAAACGGGAUACAGUCCUUCCCUAGGCCUCAAAAUACUAUUCAGCCUCCAUAGUCGUAUUGCAUAUUCCCAGGACAAGGCAUUCAUCCAUACCAAGGUGUUGCAGUAUGCUGCCGCUUGCAAGGCUAGCAAGCAUAUCAUAAAAGACUUGCAGAACAAGGAUGGUUGGUGCACUAACAAUGCAGAACAAAGGAAGCUGUUCCUUGAUGUUUCUGGGGUCCUCUACGACCAAAAGGAAUGACUUUUGCUGCGUUAGAUGAGGUUAGUAGUUAUAGGAAGAGUAGCACUGAUGCAGACAACCAUUUUAGUAAUGGUGUGGAGAGGAAUAUGCAUAUUUAACUUAUCUUUGUUUGGUUCAAAAUUCUUGAUCAUGUGCUGUGCUCUUUCCUUGGUCAUGGUCCAACAAAGAGAUGCAUACCUGGCAUUGUUUUUUGUUGAUUUCUCGGGUAGAGAUAUUGUUUUGUUGAUAUCAAAAUGACAAACCUGCCAUGGAUCCAUUCUUUCUGAGGAUGUGCGAGUUAAGAUACAGAUUUUGUAAUCACAUUUGAAUACUUUCA